This is a messenger RNA of Micropterus salmoides (largemouth bass), 1802 nucleotides long. Its product is annotated as 4F2 cell-surface antigen heavy chain. Bases 92 to 1654 code for a protein of 520 amino acids. Gene Ontology annotation, biological process: amino acid transport. Lineage: Eukaryota; Metazoa; Chordata; Actinopteri; Centrarchiformes; Centrarchidae. The record is from RefSeq and is a predicted model, not a curated record. The transcript is spliced from 10 exons.
GUCAUUGCAUAGCUGCACCCUGAGUGUUUACACACGUUGAUUCCUGCAGCACCUGUGUCAGGCUACCAACUGUUGUCCCUCAGUGGUUCACAUGGAUACUAAUAAAGAGGCCGUCGAAGAGACAGACAACACGUAUGUCACCUACCUGCAGCCGGGCAGGAUGCCUCUUAACGCAGGAGACAACAGUUACGGCAGCGCGCCAGGUCCCGGGCUGUCCGGCAGUGUGGGCGUCUCGGAAUCCGUCCCUCUGCUCGUCCCGGAGCCGGUCCGGCAGUGGCAGCCCAUGACCAAGGAGGAGCUGGAGCUCACCGCGGGGGGUCCGGGGUGGAGGAAGGUGCGCCGUUACCUGGUGCUGCUGUUCUGGCUGUCAUGGGUGGCCAUGCUAGCCACCUCCAUCGCCAUCGUAGUGGUGAGCCCCCGGCCGGUUGUUACACCGCUCACGUGGUGGCAGAAGUCGCUGUUCUACCAGCUGCAGCUAGACCUGUACAUGGAGGAACACACCGAGGGGUCAGGGAACAUGAAUGCGCUGUGUGAGCAGCUUCCCUUCCUCAGGUCCCUGGGUAUAGGGGCCCUAAUCCUGGAGGGUCUGUUUAAUAAGGAGGCGUCUCCUUUAAACUUCAUUUCAACUGGUAAAAAGUUUGCGACGUUGCCUCAGAUCCUGCAUCUGCUCGCAGAGAGCAACAAAGCAGGCCUCAAAGUGGUGGUUGACUUCUGUAAACUGGAUCUGCUGAGACUUCAGGAUGUAGCAGGAAACGCAGACAAGCCAUCAAACCACUCGCAUGCACUCUGGUUCUGGUUGGAGCAGGGUGUAGCAGGUUUUGCAAUCUGUGACACAGAUGCAGCGUAUUCAGAAAAGACUCUGCUGGAGUGGAGAGGCAUCUUGAAGGAAUUCAGCAGUCAGGAAGAGGAAAGGAUUGUGGUGGUUAAACAGAUGAGAGACAGUCUGCCUCCUCUAAACAACGGUACACUGGUGGAUGUGGUCAUGAAAUCAAUUCUGCCGUCUUCGCGUCAUGUCCUGUCUGCCAAGGAAGUCGCUGCUGCUAUAGAGACACACCUGCAAGCAAGAGAAGAAGUUAUAUGGCCCAGCUGGACAGUUGAAGGUAAAGCAUCUCAUGACUUGAAGAAAUUACUCCUGGUGUUGACGAUGACACUGCCAGGAUCACCUGCCAUCCAGUAUGACGAGAUCAGCCAAACACAGAAUGUGUCUCUGAAAGCAGGCGCAUCACAUGGAGAGAUGACGGAACCAACAGACACCGAUUUAGAUAAGGAGAAGAUGAAGCAUUCAGCUGUUGCCCUCUUUACCUCCCUCAGUCGCUCCAGAGCCAGAGAAGAAGCUCUUCUGUAUGGGACUCUUACUUUCCUCCCCUUUAAUUUCUCCACCAGCCCCUCCAACUCUACUCUUGCCUCUCCUUCUCCUGCUCCGAUCCUGGCUUUCUUGCGUUCUUGGGGUUGCGUCCACUUCCUCAUUCUGCUAAAUGUUGGGCCUGAGCUCCAUGCCCUGGCUCCGGCCUGGGCCCCGAGCCUGCCUGAAGCCGGAGUGUUUGUGACCAGCACAGGAAUGGACCGUUUGGGGUCGAUGACUCUGAAAAAGCUGGAACUGCAGCCCCACGAAGCCAUCGUCAUCAAACUGUUUGAGGCAGGAAGUUACUCCUAGAGCUUCUCUGUUAAUUAGAUGUGUGGACAUUGAGCUACUGGGAUUUGAGUUUUCCUCUCACAGGGUGAUAAAUGUUGGACACAAUUGUGUUUGACUGAUAUGUGCUCAGAGGUCAAAGAAAAUAAAAUACUGGUUCUGUGUGGCAUCA